This is a messenger RNA of Trichosporon asahii var. asahii CBS 2479, 741 nucleotides long. RefSeq lists its product as uncharacterized. The record is from RefSeq and is a predicted model, not a curated record. The transcript has a single exon. Bases 1 to 741 code for a protein of 246 amino acids. Lineage: Eukaryota; Fungi; Basidiomycota; Tremellomycetes; Trichosporonales; Trichosporonaceae.
AUGCCCGACCCAACAGUCCCGACCUCCGAGUCGCUCACCCUCUCCGCGACGCUCUUCCACGCCGACGUCGACUCCUGGCUUCCGGCAAACUUCGGCGUCAGCCAGCCCGAAUCCUCGAAAGCGGCCGAGUGGGAAUCCGCCCUCCGUUCCUCCGCCGACCGCGCGCAACGUCUAGGUCUGGGCCACGCAGCGCUCGAGGAUGCAGCCCUCGGAGCCAAGUUUAAGAACCAGCGCGCCGGUCUCAGUGUGCUGGAGCAGAAACUGAAGAAGCGGAAGAAUGCCGAGGAGUCCACAGCUGCGGGAGCUGGAAGGGAUGAGGAAGAUAGCGAGGAGGAGGCUGAGAGUCGGACGCGAUCGAUCAAGACGAACAAGAAGAGCAAGGACCCAUUCGCGGGUAAGGGAAAGGUGCAUCCCGCGCUUGCGAAGAAGGAGACGAAGGUUCACCCUGCGCUCUUGAAGAAGAGCGGGGCGGAGGAGAAGGUCCACCCCGCAAUCCUAGCGAAGAUGGCCGCUGCCAGCGCCGACAGCACUGAUACGAGUGCCGAGGAGAAGAGCGAGGAGAAGGACGAGCCGUCACCGCCAACGAGUCUUGGCAAGCGGCCACGUGACGAUAGCGACGAUGAGACCGAGGAGAAGAAGGACGACGAGCUGGUCCUCAGCAAGGCGGAACGGAAACGUGAGAAGAAGCGACGACAGAAGUUGCGCAAGGCUGCUGAGGCUGAGGCGGCCAAGGCGUCAUAA